AUGUAUCAGUUUACAUCGUCAUCAAUGCUAAUUCUUGAGAGAUGUAUCGACUUGGCUAAACAAAGAAAUGAAACAAAUCAGUGGAACCAAAAAUUCUCACUAAAAUCAAGCUAUUCCAACGAGUUUAUAAACAAUUUAGAUGCUAAAGAAGGCGCUCAACUCAAAGAAUUAAAUUACGCGCACGAAGAAAUAAUUUUAGAUCCUAGUAUUAAUAAUGAACAGAAAUAUAAAGAUAUCCUAACAGACCCUAUUGCAUAUAUAGAUGUAAUUCUUGAAGAAGGCAGCCUAGACAAUAUAUUAUUAAUAUUUUUAUCUGAAAAUUUAACAGAUAUGGAUGUUGAAAGACUUAGUGGCCACAUAUUAGAAGACAGGGUGAAUUUGAGAUUUAUUGAAAACUUUUUUACAUAUUUUCUUCCCAAUUGUUUUAAGAGAGAGAAUUCUAGGCUAUCCCUAGAUUUACUGAUCAGAGCAUUUAAAAGUUACCCUGCAAAGUUUCACCUUUUAUUACAGAGGACUUUGGAUACUGAAAUGGAUUGUCAUAUUUUUCAAGAAUUUACAUCUAUUUUAACACCUCAGGAACUAAGUGCCAUCAUGAAAAGUUUUAUCGAAUUUGAUUUAUCUGUUGAUGUACUUAUUAGGCAUAUGUUUGCUUUUGUAAGUUGCUAUAAAUCUUGUAUCAAAGAUGUAAAAAUUAAUAAUUUUGUUGUUGUCAAAUUGAAUGAAGCAGCUGAGAAGUGUACUGCAGAUAAACAAUAUGGUCGACUUUUGUUGACAUAUUUGCAGAAUAAAAAUGAUAAUUUCAAAUUAAGUUUAUUAAAGAGAAUUGUUGAUAAUCACAGGUCACCAUUUAAAAGGCCAUGUUUGAAUAUGUUGAACGAAUUGGUUAAAAGAAACGAAUGA
Molecule: messenger RNA, 900 nt
Organism: Leptosia nina
Lineage: Eukaryota; Metazoa; Arthropoda; Insecta; Lepidoptera; Pieridae
Source: the annotation of a GenBank genome assembly